This is a messenger RNA of Rotaria sp. Silwood1, 792 nucleotides long. NCBI's taxonomy places the organism in Eukaryota, Metazoa, Rotifera, Eurotatoria, Philodinida, Philodinidae. The record is from the annotation of a GenBank genome assembly.
AUGAUGAAAAUAAGGUUGAUAUGUUUUGGACUAAUUCUAAAUUGUUUUAUUUAUCUUACUUAUGCACAACAUUUUGAAUGUAAUUCAGUUAAUGGAUAUAAUACGAAAGAUUUAACAAGUGCUAUCCAAUGGCAAGUUACAACAGAGGACCAAUGUCUUAGUAAUCUUGCAGCUGAGUGUAGUUUUUAUAUAAGUUUUUGUCACCAAGCACCUAUGUGUUUUAAUGAAUAUUCGGCAUGUCAAAAUGGAACAGGAACAACAAAUGUAACUAUUAUUGGUGGAUAUAAUAGUUCACUUUUUUAUCCAUAUGAAAAUGGAAAAAUUGGUUUUUAUGCUAAAUUUCCUAAUGGUCCAACUCAAAAUAUAUCAAAUACAACACGUUGUGAACCAUCAUUAAUAAUAAACUUUAAUUGUAAUACUAAAGUAAAAUGGUUUGCUCCAUUGUUUAAUGCAACAGCAUCUGCACCACAACCAACUGAUAUUGACAUUGAUCAAUGUAAGACUACUCUAACUUUUGAUUAUGACGGAGCAUGUUUUAAUGGACAGGAACCAUCAAACGGUCUAAGUGGUGGAGCUGUUUUUCUAAUCAUUUUAUUUUCUGUUACUUUUGUUUACAUGGUUGGUGGUUUGCUCUAUAAUGGGUUCGUUCAACAUAAAUCAGGUCUUAAUUUACUUCCGCAUGCACAGUUUUGGAUUGGUUUACCAUUAUAUGCUAUUGAAGGUUGUCGAACUUCACUUGGUUUAUGUUCUUGUUCAUCAACACCAAGUCAAGCAACAUAUGAAUCUGUUUAA